Molecule: messenger RNA, 758 nt
Organism: Sinocyclocheilus grahami
Lineage: Eukaryota; Metazoa; Chordata; Actinopteri; Cypriniformes; Cyprinidae
Product: peptidyl-prolyl cis-trans isomerase A-like
Exons: 3
Coding region: 1-738 (245 amino acids)
Biological process (GO): protein peptidyl-prolyl isomerization; protein folding
Cellular component (GO): cytoplasm
Molecular function (GO): peptidyl-prolyl cis-trans isomerase activity; cyclosporin A binding
Source: RefSeq, a predicted model, not a curated record
AUGUUUAUUGGAAAGGGCAACGGAGACGGGAAAGUGGAACAGCUGGCGGCCAAGUUCAAGACUCCAGAGCUGGCCGAGUCCUUCAGACGAGCGUUCACCGACUGCCAGAGCUGCAUGUCGCAGACUGACGCCGCUCAGACGUCUGCCGCCGAGGCGCUGUCUCGAGACUCCAACCCUGUGGUGUUCUUCGACAUCACCAUAGAUGAUGAGCAUGCUGGGAGAAUCGUCAUGGAGCUCUUUGCUCACAUCGUGCCCAGAACGGCGGAGAACUUCCGGGCUCUGUGUACGGGAGAGAUGGGCUUCGGUUACCGCCAGUCCAUCUUUCACAGGAUCAUCCCGGACUUCGUGUGUCAGGGUGGUGAUAUCACCAACCAGAAUGGGACGGGAGCAAAAUCCAUCUACGGAGCAAAGUUUGAGGACGAGAGCUUCGAGGUGAGGCACACGGGGCCGGGGCUGCUGUCCAUGGCCAACCGCGGCAGAGACACCAACAGCUCGCAGUUCUUCAUCACCCUCAAGAAAGCAGAGCACUUGGACUUCAAGCAUGUGGCCUUCGGAUUUGUCAAAGAUGGCAUGGAUGUGGUGAGGAGAAUCGGAGAGCUGGGCACUAAAGACGGGAAACCCACGGAAACCAUCACCAUCUCAGACUGUGGACAGAUUUUUUUGAGCUGUUCUAUGUUUGAGAUUGUGUUCCCCGAGCUCUUGUUAAAUCAGGGAUCCGUUCUUCGUACAUCGAGAUAAUUUGAUAUUUUAAUCCUGAU